Messenger RNA from Diprion similis, 1779 nucleotides. RefSeq names its product protein sine oculis-like (gene so). Gene Ontology annotation, cellular component: nucleus; transcription regulator complex. Gene Ontology annotation, biological process: regulation of transcription by RNA polymerase II. Gene Ontology annotation, molecular function: RNA polymerase II cis-regulatory region sequence-specific DNA binding; DNA-binding transcription factor activity, RNA polymerase II-specific. The transcript is spliced from 5 exons. NCBI's taxonomy places the organism in Eukaryota, Metazoa, Arthropoda, Insecta, Hymenoptera, Diprionidae. The coding region runs from base 82 to 1704 and encodes 540 amino acids. The record is from RefSeq and is a predicted model, not a curated record.
AUAAAUAUUGGCAGUACGUUCACGGUGGAGGUCGGAUCCAGCGGAGUUGCAAGGGGCGGAAUUGGCCCCGGCGAUGAGGUGAUGCUUGGUUACGGGGGCGCGGGGGCGAGCUCCGGGGUUCAACAGGCCAUGGGCCCCGGCGGUAGCAACGACUUGCUGGGUCCGGCUGGGGACUACAGUCCCCAGGGGACCCCAACGCCCCUGGGUCAUGGGUCGGGGGCCACCGUGAUAGACGCCCAAACAGCCGCGAACUACGCGACGACCGCCGGCGGACCAACGACCUACAGCCCUCAGGAUAGCCCGGCGAGUUCAGCCGGCGGCGGUGGAGGCGGCGGUGGAGGUGGUGGUGGAACCAAUGGACAGUUACCGAGCUUUGGCUUUACCCAGGAACAAGUAGCCUGCGUUUGUGAGGCGAUGGUGUCGUCUGUACAGGUUCUCCAGCAAGCCGGCUCCGUCGAACGUCUCGGAAGAUUUUUGUGGUCCCUACCGGCGUGCGCGAGAUUGCACAGGCACGAGAGCGUCCUGAAGGCGAAGGCGAUCGUCGCCUUCCACCGUGGCAACUUCAAGGAGUUGUACCGGAUACUGGAGAGCCACACUUUCAGCCCUCACAACCACCCGAAACUCCAGGCUCUAUGGCUGAAGGCCCACUAUAUAGAGGCGGAACGACUCCGGGGAAGACCUCUCGGUGCCGUCGGCAAAUACCGCGUUAGACGCAAGUUUCCUUUGCCAAGGACGAUAUGGGACGGCGAAGAGACUUCGUACUGUUUCAAAGAAAAAUCCCGUAGCGUCCUGAGGGAGUGGUACGCCGCGAAUCCUUACCCAUCGCCGAGGGAGAAACGCGAGCUUGCCGAAAGCACCGGACUGACGACGACCCAAGUCAGCAACUGGUUUAAAAACCGAAGACAAAGAGACCGAGCGGCGGAGCACAGCGGCCAAAGAGAAGACAAGGGUCACGGUGGAGGACUGGGAGACUCGAGCAGCGAAAGCGGCGACGAUACGAAGAGACAAUCCGUCGGUCAACAGCAACCUUCGGCUUGCGCUGUUCAGCAGCAACAACAGCAACAGCAACAACAGCAGCAGCAACAACAGCAGCAAAUGGUUGACCACCAGCAGUCCUCUGGUAUUUACCAGCUCCCACCACCACCAACGAGCGUAGUUUCUAGUCCGCACUCUUACCACCAAGCCCACUCCUCGACGUUGAGCCAUAGCCACACGACGACGCACCACAUGCAACACCACGACACGAGCAGCGAAAGCGGCGACGAUAAACGCAACAUUCACCAUCAGCUCCAGCACCAUUUACAAGGCGGACACUUACCCCAUGGCCUCGUUCACCCCACAGCCACCCUACCGCCACCACCUCCGAGCUGUGCUCAACAGAAGAGCCAACUCGACUACAUGCAGUACUACAGUCCGCAGGACUACCUGAUCGGGACGCCAACGUCAUCGGAUCUUCAAAAGUCACUGCCUCACACAGCAACCUCGAUGCAGAUGGGAGCGAUAGCCCCGUCGAUGGGGGCCCUGAGUCCAAUGGGCCCAACGACGAUGCUUCCGAACACGAUGCAGGGUGUGAACACGAUGAACACGAUGUCGAUGAACGGUAUGGGGAUGGGUGCGUACCAGGGAAUGGGCUCGAUGGGAAUGACCUCAACGCACACGGGUUACCACAGCGGAUUGGUACUGGGGGACUACCACUCGUUGUGACACUGGGUUCAGGGUAAUCAGAGUAAACGUGAUCAGGAAAAGACUUAAUGGUCGAUACACUAACGUACCAGGUUC